This is a messenger RNA of Sphaeroforma arctica JP610, 5447 nucleotides long. RefSeq lists its product as hypothetical. The coding region runs from base 15 to 4976 and encodes 1653 amino acids. Gene Ontology annotation, molecular function: protein binding. The record is from RefSeq and is a predicted model, not a curated record. The transcript is spliced from 9 exons. NCBI's taxonomy places the organism in Eukaryota, Ichthyosporea, Ichthyophonida.
CGUUACACAGUCACAUGUACGCGCAAUUACACAGCAAUGUAUCACUACACCGGCAACCGCGCUAUACUCCAAAUUCGAAUGGAUAUAAGAAUAUAUGCUCGCCCAGGAAUAGUCAGGUCCACACUGGGUGCAAUAGAAAAAUAGAGCCGUGCAAGAAUGAUUUAUCUUCUCGGCUGUCCAUCUAUUCUGAUAUAAACUCUGUGAAUAGGCGUGCGGAAGGAGGUACGCGUUUGACUGCUUCUCGAUCAGCCCCGUCUAUUCGAAUGUACAUGACUGCAUGUACGCCGCUGAAGAUACCCAACAGUAGGCCAUCGUGUCGCUAUAGUAAUAAGGAAACACAAAGUCUAAACAUUACACACACCCAUAUAAGGCAGUUAGGGUCAAACAAAUCUGGUUCAUUCUUGUCACCCAGCAAUGCUGACCGGUACGCUAUAAGCGCUAGUCUGACACAGCGAACAAGGGGAGUAGAUAUAGCGCAUAGUGAGAAGUCAUGUAUCAAAGACACCACAUUUAGGUAUAUGCGUUCACAUGGUCCCAGCAUAUCAGUACCGCGAUCAAUGCGGUAUAGUCCGGCAGCUAGUGCCACAGAAGAAAUGAAUCUCGCGAGUAUGCGAGGGAGACCCACAUUCUCGCAUAUACACGCGGGAAGGCCUAUCAGAACCUGUUCAAUACUGAAAACUCAACAAACACGAAGUUAUAGUACAGGAGAAAGCAGUACUGACUCACCUGCGCAGGCACUAGUUGAUGGCAGUACUGAAAAAUCCACACAUCCGGCUUCCGAUACUAUUAGUAAUGAAAAGUUUGCCAGUGAAAUGAAGCCAGAUCCUCCUAGAGAAAAGAAAAGUCCACAAUUUUAUAAGUCACUGAGUAGACAGCUUAAGCAACGACGUGAGCUGAAGUACCAAGAGCACAGAUUAGGCCAGGCCCGUGCUUGGGAAAAACCAAUGACAGGCGAUGAAUUCAUAGCUGGCUUUGUUCGAAUUCUAUCUGACAACGGUGUGCCGAAACCAUCAUCACGCAUCAAUCCAAACUCGACAUUGCGAGCGCUCAAGGCGAUACAUAAUAUCUGUGAUCUGCCAAGUGCAGGAAGAAUCAAGCUAAUGUUGGAGAGUAUGGAAAGUCUCGCACAAAGCGGUGCAUCUUUCAACACGCGACACUUCAAUUGUUUCUUGAAUUUGAUGAGCAAAUACCCUGCCGAGGCCGUUGCGCUGGGAGUAGAUACUCGUAUGAUCGUACCCUACAUGGACUCAAAGAACGUCGCGACAGACUUAGUAGCCUACAAGUGUUUGGUGUCCAUCGAAUUGGCGGUGAACGGCUGGGCCGAUGCUUACGGUCUACUGCACUACGCCAAGCGCGAGUACCGCAACAACCGGCACAAGGUGCCUGGGCUGAUGUAUUGCAUGCAGCCCAUCAUCCACGCCCACUUGCGCGAGACUCAGAACGUGGCCAAUGUUGUGCGUGCGGUGAGUGCCUUUCCAGACUGCACCGUCGUGAGUAAGCGUGAGCAGGCGCUGAAGAUCCACAAUCGGGUGUGGGAAAUGAUCCUGAUAUCCGCAGGCGAGCUGCAGGGCCCGGUGGGUGUGCUUGAUGUGGUGAAGCACAUGGGCUACUACGGCCAGGAGCCUCGUAAGGAGAACUUGGCGUGCGUGGUGGAGUUGGCUGUUAAAGGGGAGGGCAGCACCCGCAAGCUGUCAGAAAUACUGCCGAGCCUCGAGGAGGAUGUGAAGCAGCUGAAAGCUCAAGUGUACGCCACGCAGCAGAGAGGUAUCCAGGAAAUUAAAAAAGAGUAUAGCGCAGCUGAGGUGUCAGCUAGGACAUCACAUGCAGCCAGGCCUAAGCCGAUAGCACAACGCAAAUCAGAAAACCUGGACAAUGGAUCACAACUACCUGCAUUGGAACUAGCCAGGCUGUCGGAUUACAAAAUACCAUCGAGAAUCGACACGGUGGACAAGUUUCCGAAGGAACUGCGGCUCGAAGUGUACAAUAAAAUACUUUUGUCGGUGGCAGGGACGAACAAUCUCACGCUCACGAAGAAAGUGAUCCGCCUCAUGACCAACCCAGACAACCCUACACCCCCGUCACGGUACACGUAUGAGCUGCUUAUGAAGCAAUAUGGACACCAAGAUGCGGAGGCCGCCUUCAAGUGGUUUCUGGAGAUGAAGAGUGCCGGUAUACAGCCCACGACCACUACAUACGAGCUUCUCAUGACCAUCUACAAUCGGUUUGGACAGCUAGACAAAACACACAAGAUAUACCGCCUUCUACAGAACGACGAGGGCUGCUAUAAGCGAGAGGGGGCUGGAUUGGAAGUAUUGUCCCUCGGGUACGCACGUGCCGGUAGGUUGCAGGAGGUGCACGCACUGACAGGUAGACCUUCGAAUUAUGGUCAAAUCAUUAGAGGACAGCCGAUUAAUGAGAACUUAGAAAACUGGUCGUCGAAUAGCAGUGGUCAAUCACAGGGUAAGCAACCACUCGCUCGGAGAACCCGAAAGAGGAAGCAGAGUACGCCUACAGGGACGGAAGCGGCGACUGAGAUGACUGAGCCUGUGGGUAGUCAGGAAGUAGGGGGGGGUUUGAUGGUGGAGGCUGACAGAGGUGUGGAGAAUACGGAUACGUAUAGUAAGAUAAGAGCAACACUGGGUAUGUCAAUACCGAACGGGUCAUCUGAAACGAACCUCCCAGGAUACAAGUCAACCGGUGUGGGCGCAAACAAGAACAUAGACACGACGGAUACAGUUCUGUUGGAAAAUAUAAAUAGAAAGAGGAUCAAAUUGAAUAGAAGAAUAGCCAAGAAUGUGAUUCUCUGGACAGAGGCCAACAAUGGGAACCACAGAUACACCGCCAAGAUGCUCAAUGAGAUGCACAAGGGAUCUGCGCAGCAGUCAUUGCUCCAAAGGGACUCUUGGACAGGCGUUUCGUGGAACGAGAUGUGGACAGCACAUCUGCUGGCCACCAGCCGAGGCACCCGAAACUUGCAGCUGGUGGAGAAGGUGCUGAAGAAUAUGUGCAGAGUGGAUGAGUCGCUCGUGAGGUACAAUGCGCUGCAUUGCGCCCUCAGCUGUUUGGGCGAGACACAGUACAAGAAUGGGGGUGUGCGGGUCAAUGUAGAUGCAAACGCCGACCCGAAUAUGGAAGUGGAUGUGGCGGUACGGAUUGUGAGAAGGGUAGCAUCGGCGAUCUCUACGUCGUUGCAGACUGUGCCGAUCGCGGCGCCCUAUGCUCAAACACCGAGAAAAGUAGAUAAUAGUCCCGAUAAAGAAAAGGGCAGACGCAACGGGUCUAAAAGUGGGUCUAGAACGGUUAGAAAUAGUACUAGUACUCGAAGAGCCAAAGUCGCACAAAAGAGGCUGGCAAAUGAACAUGAGAUGAAUGUGGUGAGUGUGGAAGCGGUGGACAACCCCAACCACGGCGAUGUAGCUGACCUCGACGGCUGUUCUCCACUUCGCGUUAUGAAGGUUGUACUAUCGAGAGGGUAUGAGCUGCUGUUUACACUCUUGUCUCAGAACAGGCGGCACUACGAUGUCGACACGGUGUUGCGUGCUAUGCGAUACGACCGUCUUAAGCCGUCACCGACGAUUAUGAGUCAUAUUGUGAAGCUGACAGCGGGCAGGCAUCUAGAGACGGAGCGUAUUCUGCGGGCUCAGAGACGCAAGAUGCGGAUUUCAGGGAAAGCGGCGGCCUACGCUCCGGUCCUUCUCGCGGCAAUAGAGGCGACAUCAAGCAGCAACACGGAGAAAACUUCCGUAGAACUAAUGAAGGAGGCGAUCUCUGAACUGCAUGUGAAGACAGCUUUCAAAGCUUACAAGCUUGUACUACACCAAUCCGGUAGGAUGGGUAUAUUGAACGAACCAGAGCUACUGCAAGAUUUCAUAACCUUGGCAAAAAAACGGAGACUGGAACAGGAAACAGAAGUUGCUGAGGGAAUGAUCCUACCAGGGGGGUCUAUGACACGAAAUGGGGAGGGUGCUUCUUUAUCAGAGAUGUCUGUAGCUCUAAACCACAGACAGUUCUACAGGGCGCGAGACAAGCAGAUGGGCCCAGGUCAGAUUGACGCCAUCACUUUGCAGUACUAUGUACACAGCCUCAUGUCAGGAUUCUGUGCCAAUCUGGACAGCAGUGCGGAAGCCGUACGAAACCAGCAUGCGCAUUCGCAAAAUCCGGCUGCCUCUUAUGUGCCUACGCCCACCUCAUGUUACGUACGACCUCAAAACGACUACAAGCCGUUGCCAUCAUGGGUGGACAAAGGUCGUAUGUGCGAUAUACAAGCACCGCCUACCAAACCAGCUACCGGAGAAUCGAGUGCUUUGUCUGAUGCGGAGUGUAUUGUGUAUGCCACUCUAUCCGUGUGCCAUGGGGUCAUGCAAGCCACAGGCCUUGCAGACGGGAUAGAAGCCCGGAAGCUGAGUGCGCAUGCUCCUCUGGACGAAGGAAGUAUAUACAAGCGGCGACUGAGCGCACUGCACGAGCCCCGCACAGAGACAGAUGACAUCUGCGACAUGUACGAACACGCAGGGCAUGUGCUGCGACAGCUGGCCAUGCAGUGGAUAGGUCAAGGAACCGACGAGAGUCUGCGGAGAGUGUUCGAUGUUAUGGAUGUCAUCGACGCACAGUGCUACAACACGGUGCAGGUACACUCAGGUGACUUGGGGGCCGGUCAGAAGCUCCACAUCGCCGAUCUGCUGGUGGCAGACACACUGCACGAGGCGAGGACAAGAUACUACCGGGCCAUAGCCUCGGAAUUCGUCUCCAAGUUGCCCACUGAAAAGGCUCUCAAACUAUUACUCGAGCGGGUGUUCAAUUGUGCCAACAACGAGUACGCGGGGAAACGUAGUCUGAAGGCCGUGCAGGAACUCUCUUAUGUACUCGGAUGGCAGUAUAACAUUCAAGGCAAAGGCGCCAUGAGGAGGGUGUUGGGUGAGAUUAAUGCCAACUAUACCAAGCAACGGGGUGAUCUCGAUCAGCUCGCACAAUACUAGACCGCACAGGUUGUGAAUUUGCCCCAUGUGUUGGUAUGGGACGUUUGGCACGGAACCAACGGCAGCAGAAAUGGGGCUUGCUUGUAGUUGUAAAGUACACCUAUGUGCAAGCGAUAUGGGUGUCAGAGAAACUGCUGGAGCUGGCCAUCUAAGUGAUGAAUAUAUUAGUAGCAUACACGUGUGAUCUCACAUGCAGACAUUUGAGAUUCCAUGCACCACAACUUAGAAAGCAUUAGAUGGGCGACCUUGGAACACAAGACUAAAGUUUAGCACCCAUUCCUUGUCAUGUAAAAAGUGAAGGGAUAGGUUAUCUCCGGAAUCGAUACCAUGAUAUUCUGAGAGUUGUGGGGAAUUCAGGUCAAGUAGAAGACGAGCGGAGAGGAUUGAGUUGCAAUUCGCAAAGGAACUUUAGAAUAUUGGACUCUAAUACUGGAAAACUGGAGAGAGAGAAACUCCUCGAAUUAAAUGGUG